This is a messenger RNA of Lobosporangium transversale, 1127 nucleotides long. RefSeq lists its product as hypothetical. The record is from RefSeq and is a predicted model, not a curated record. The transcript has 2 exons. NCBI's taxonomy places the organism in Eukaryota, Fungi, Mortierellomycota, Mortierellomycetes, Mortierellales, Mortierellaceae. Bases 99 to 1043 code for a protein of 314 amino acids.
CUUGUCCCGCAGUCUUCUUUCUCACUCUCAGUCACUUUUUCCACUUUUUCACAAAAAAACCCAUCCUACUUAUCAAAAACCCUCAAGUUCCUCUCAAGAUGGUCAAUACUCACGCUGCCCCCGGCCCCUCCUCAUCGUCAAGCUCUGCCCGUGGAAACCAGGAUGUCUUCCAAGUCACCCCAGGUCAACAAGUUCCAGGUCAGGCUAUGAUCGAUGCCGAUGCCGAGAUGGGAGGAGGGACUGCACCGGCAGACCUUCCCACCCUCGAGCAGCUCGUCGCUCGUCUCAAUAAUCAUAUUGGGAAUAGUGACACCUCUCUGAACCCUGGUUCCUAUCUUCCCUCUUUCAAAAAGGGAACGAUGACUGACAGGGUUGCCGCAGACAUCUUAAGCAAAUUUGUCAAUAAGGCGGCCAUUCUUUUGGAUAAAAUCCGAAUGGCUCAGAAGAUUCUGCGUGAAGUCAACGCUAAGACACAACUAGGCUAUUGGGGACAUCUUACUGUCAACAAUAACCGUGUUACCCUGUCAAAGGACGUCCUUGCUACACUUAGCACUUCGUUUGACAAUUUGUUAGUAUCGGCCAUUAAAGCUGACAAAGCAAAUAUCAUCCAACAAUGCCAAAGUGAACUCAAUGACACCCUCCCCAGACAGCUAGCGGACACCCUUUCAUCUGCCCUUGUGGCCGUUGAAAACAAUUCUCAUCUGAAUAAUCUGGGUAAAGACUUCACCUACAAGCUGAUUCGUGCCACUGCUAUUGAGUUUUCUGCUCAAGUGCAAGUAUUACGAGCCACUGCAGAAUUCCAGCAAUUAAAUCUUGGAUUAAAGAAUACCAAGAAGGACGCCUCGAAGAAGAAGCCAAGCAAACCCAAGCCAUCACGUCGACAGAACGACACCAACAAAUACAAAGGACCAAAAGGCCCAUCGAUGGCGAAGAAAGACAAGAAGAAAGGUGGUCCCCCAACGUCCUCCAAGAAAACCACCCAUGUAAAGAAAGGAAAAGGCCCCGUGAAAAAAGCCCCAUCCCCUCAGAAACAAAAAAAGUAGAUUUACAUGAUUUUGUCGGAGUCAACAAUAUGUCUUCCGUACAAUCCAUCCCCCAUGAUAUUCUUCAAGUCUUAAAUAAAGGAG